CGUAACGUCAAGCACAGAGGCGGAUCUAGUUAUGUCGUUGCGAUGUUUGAUUGGAUAGCGUCUGUAUGGCGUCGUUAGGUUGAUUCACGUUAAUUWAUUUUGUUGUGAUAAAAGGUUUAGCUAGCUCCCGGGACUUUUUCUUCAAUCGUAUUAACCAGAAAGUAAAAUUGUUCUGUUCAUCAUUUGCGAGGAUGAGUGGCGGAGUGUAUGGAGGCGAUGAGGUUGGAGCCCUAGUGUUUGACAUAGGCUCUUACACAGUGAGAGCCGGGUAUGCUGGAGAAGAUUGUCCCAAGGCGGACUUCCCCACGGUGAUGGGCGUGACCCUGGACAGGGAGGAUGGUGGCGCCCCGAUGGAGACGGACGGCGGGGACAAGGGCAAGCAGGGCACCAACUACUUCAUCGACACCAACCAGCUGAGGGUGGCCCGCGAGAACAUGGAGGUCAUGUCACCGCUCAAAAACGGCAUGAUCGAGGACUGGGACAGCUUCCAGGCCAUUCUAGACCACACCUACAAGAUGCACUUCAAGUCGGAGCCCAGCAUCCAUCCUGUACUCAUGUCAGAAGCCUCGUGGAACACACGAGCCAAGCGGGAGAAGCUAACCGAACUGAUGUUUGAGCAUUACAACAUUCCUGCCUUCUUCCUGUGCAAAACGGCGGUGCUGUCUUCCUUUGCCAACGGACGAUCCACAGGGUUGGUGUUAGACAGCGGAGCCACACACACCACAGCCAUUCCAGUGCAUGAUGGUUAUGUGCUUCAGCAAGGCAUCGUCAAGUCUCCCCUUGCUGGAGACUUUAUGAGCAUGCAAUGUAGAGAGCUAUUUCAAGAGUUAAAUGUUGAAAUAGUCCCUCCUUACAUGAUUGCAUCAAAGUCCGUGCUGCAGGUUUCAGACUCGCCGUAUGAUGAACAAGUUGCAGCCCAGAUGCCCACGGUUCACUACGAGCUGCCCAAUGGAUACAACUGUGACUUUGGGGCAGAGAGGCUGAAGAUUCCAGAAGGCCUUUUUGACCCUUCCAAUGCCAAGGGUCUGUCUGGCAACACCAUGUUGGGAGUCGGCCACGUGGUGACCACCAGUGUGGGAAUGUGUGACAUCGAUAUUCGGCCGGGUCUUUAYGGUAGYGUGGUGGUCACCGGCGGCAACACACUCAUCUCGGGCUUCACGGACCGACUCACCAGAGAACUCUCUCAGAAGACCCCUCCUAGCAUGAGGCUGAAAUUGAUAGCCAACAACACAACGGUGGAGCGCAGGUUCAGUGCCUGGAUAGGAGGCUCCAUCUUGGCAUCACUA
Messenger RNA from Salvelinus sp. IW2-2015, 1286 nucleotides. The record is from RefSeq and is a predicted model, not a curated record. NCBI's taxonomy places the organism in Eukaryota, Metazoa, Chordata, Actinopteri, Salmoniformes, Salmonidae.